AUGUCUCAUGCAAGAGAGCACAGACGAGUCUACCAGGCUUGUGAGCCGUGCAGGGAGAAGAAAGUACGCUGCGAGUUGGGUUCAGCCGAUUCUCCCAGUAAACCACCCUGUGCGCGAUGUCGGAGAGAGAGCAAAGAAUGUUUUUUUUCCGCGUUGCGGUCAAGGAAGAUCGCCAAUCGGAAAUCACAACCCCUUCCCCGAAAGCCCAGGCCUCAACCUGCCACCUUUUCUCCCGAUUCGAUCCUUUUGUCGCCCGGCAAUUCAAAUCCUACACAAGAGGAUGGUCGGCCAUUGCCAGAAGAUGGACGUGCAGCAGCUGCUUUGCUUGAAGGUCAUCCUCGAACCUACCAUGAAGCAUUGACACUGCUGUCGGAAGCUUGUGAGCACAGUGAGGCUCGAAAGGAACCCAUUGAUUGCUCGCCGUCAAACCAUCCGAACGUCACCGAACAUUCUGCUGACUCACAUCUCGGCAUCCAAACCGUGCCAACUGCCAACAAACACACCAAUGAUGCCCUACGCGCCUGGUCCAACCUACGAUUUGUCCGUGGCGGCCUAUUCACAGCAGAGGAAGCGCUGGACAUGGUUGAUCAUUUCUAUUCGUUCCAUUCUGCUUUUUCCCCUGUUGUUCCGGACUACUUCCGAAGUCAUUCCCAACAUGCAACGCUGAUUGAGGAGGAACCCGUUUUGACAAUCACCAUAUUGAUGAUAGGGUCGAGAUAUCGAAAAUGGACGGGACCAGCCGCGGUCGCACGUUCUUAUAUUGUUCACGAUCGAAUUUGGAGAUAUUUACAAGGAAUGAUUUCGCGAUUAAAUUGGUCGGAGGACCUGUUCGUUGGUGAAUUCCCUUCGCUCAAUGGGCCGCGUCCGGCAUAUACAGACAGUUGGUCACAUGGGUUCCGCACGUUGGGGACUUGCGAGGCAUUGUUAUUGUUGCUAGAUUGGCAUCCUCGAGCUCUCCACUUCCCACCACCUGAUGAAGAUAUGUCUUCGAUCGUGAUUCCGGAGACGAAUAAACCGCGGACCAGCGCCGGUAGCCGGUAUUACGGGCCCGGGUCCGGACAUGACUGGCUCGCUCGAUCAGAUCGCCUAUGCCAAUCCAUGCUUUCUACCGUUUUGAUGCUGGCAGCUGAGAUGGGUAUUUUCUCAGAGGAUAAUUCUUUUUGGCAGAAUGAAGCUGGAAACGAUAGUUUGAAAAUCGCUCGUGAAUAUGAGAGAUUCCACCGUAUUCGGUGCUUGAUAUGGGUUUACGCGACCCAACAGCCAGGCCGACCAGGUAUGCAAUUCCUCCAUGAGGAGAUCUUACGCGACCCUUUUGGAACGACUGGACCUAAUAAGGGUCUCAAUAUUGCAGGACGAAGAAAUCCGACACAAUGCACUCCUAUAAAAAGCCCCGGCAUUAGGAAUGACGAUGCAACGGAAUGCUGGAUGCGCGUCGCAACAAUUAUGAAGAAUGCAAAUGAACUUCUCUUUCCGUCAGCUCAAUAUACAGGUGAAAUAAUUUCCAAUGGACACUACCUUCAGAUUGUUCGGGGCCUUGAACCAUCACUAAAUGAAUCACUUAUUGAAUUUGACGAUGCAAAGUUGGCUAAACAGACACGGUAUAUCCUGAAUAUUGAAUACGAAUAUGCCCAGCUAUGCAUAUUCGGUCUUGCUUUACAGGCUGCAAUCAGCCGAAACUCCCGUGAUCGUACCAAUAGCACACCAGGAAACUUGUCACAAGACAUUUCAACGGAAGAAGAAAAGCAUGUCACGAGAACUGUUAAAGCCGCUCGGGCUGUACUUAAAACAGUCCUUAACGAUCUACUUCCUCAUGGAAGCCUGAAGUAUAUCCCCGUGCGAUCAUAUUCCAGGCUUCUCGGUGCAACUUUGAUUCUGCUGAAGUGCUGCGCCGCCGGCAUUAGUGAGAUUGAUGUACCCACAUCUCUCGAUCUAGUGCGGCAAGUCGCUGUUGGUCUUCGCAACUCUGUAGUCGAUGAUACUCACCUGAGUAGUCGAUGGGGCGACCUUCUCGAAACCCUCGCCAGUAGAUUAGAGUCGCGCCUAGCCCAACCAGCCACGCCCAAAGCGUCUACUAUGACAUUCACAACCGAAACAUCUCGGGUCACCCACGAGAUACAACCAUCAACAAUACACCAUACCCCUCAAGAUCUACAGACUCAUGCCCAUAUUGCACACAACAAUCUUUCGGAUGUCAACCGUUCGAAUUCGGGAGAUGCUAAAUGUGACACACAGUCUGAUGCCUGGUCAAUGUGGUGGGAUGAUCAAUUCUCCCAGGUGAACCUCAAUUACAUGCCAUGGUUUCCCACUUUGGGCCUCGUGGGUGGAAGUGAUCAUCAGUUCUCGAGCGAUGCAGCUGAUGGUGUCUUCGGAAGUACUGGUCUAGUAGAUCAUUGA
Penicillium waksmanii is the source of this 2394-nucleotide messenger RNA. Its product is annotated as Zn(II)2Cys6 transcription factor domain-containing protein. Gene Ontology annotation, biological process: positive regulation of transcription by RNA polymerase II; aromatic amino acid catabolic process. The record is from RefSeq and is a predicted model, not a curated record. The transcript is spliced from 4 exons. Gene Ontology annotation, cellular component: nucleus. Lineage: Eukaryota; Fungi; Ascomycota; Eurotiomycetes; Eurotiales; Aspergillaceae. The coding region runs from base 1 to 2394 and encodes 797 amino acids. Gene Ontology annotation, molecular function: zinc ion binding; DNA-binding transcription factor activity, RNA polymerase II-specific.